AUGGAUCUUCCAAUGGAACAUGCACUCCGCCGGUCAAUGCUGCUGAUCCGAGGGCAACCGGGUAAAUCGGACCAUCUACAAGACAUCCUGUUCGAUACGGCCAUCAAGUACACACAUACCGGGUUUCGUGUUCUGUUCUUUACGCAAAAGCCGCUCGAACGGGUCGCAACCAGCAUCCGGGAACAAUUUAGCGAUCUGUUCAAAAUGAUUACCUUUAUCUAUGUUCAAACAAUCGAUGCAGCCUUGAAACGUCUGCUGGAUCUGCAACGCUGGACUAACUGCAUUCCGGGCUUAAUUAUAGUCGAGUCGUUUGAUCUGUUAAUCACAUCGAAUCCGAACGAUACGCAAAACAAGCAAGACUUCCAGCUUGCGUUAUUUUUGGCCACUCUAGCAGAUACUGUGCGCACGAUUUCGUUAAAUCAGAAAGAGACGUGCAACUGUAUCGUUUCGUUGAACCAUGGAACACUGGCGACGAUGCCUUUCGAACUAUUCUAUCGGGAGCAUAACGUGCUCGAUUUGAGCCAUAUACACGAAUCAUCGGACAUUCUAUCCGUUAUGAUGGAAAAUGAGCAUAGUAUAGAGAGUAAUUUAUCGUAA
This is a messenger RNA of Anopheles marshallii, 597 nucleotides long. RefSeq lists its product as uncharacterized. The transcript has a single exon. Lineage: Eukaryota; Metazoa; Arthropoda; Insecta; Diptera; Culicidae. The record is from RefSeq and is a predicted model, not a curated record. The coding region runs from base 1 to 597 and encodes 198 amino acids.